This is a messenger RNA of Chrysochloris asiatica (Cape golden mole), 4881 nucleotides long. It is a transcript of the gene ABCA6, whose product is annotated as ATP-binding cassette, sub-family A (ABC1), member 6. The transcript is spliced from 39 exons. NCBI's taxonomy places the organism in Eukaryota, Metazoa, Chordata, Mammalia, Afrosoricida, Chrysochloridae. Gene Ontology annotation, biological process: transmembrane transport; lipid transport. Gene Ontology annotation, cellular component: membrane; intracellular membrane-bounded organelle. The record is from RefSeq and is a predicted model, not a curated record. Bases 1 to 4881 code for a protein of 1626 amino acids. Gene Ontology annotation, molecular function: ABC-type transporter activity; ATP binding; ATP hydrolysis activity.
AUGAAUAAGAAAAAGAAAAGUGUGUAUCAGCAAACCCAAGCACUUCUGAGUAAGAAUUUUCUUAUGAAAUGGAGGAUGAAAAGACUGAGCUUGUUGGAAUGGUGCGUCCCAGUACUUUUAGGAAUGUAUAUGGGUCUAUUUUCAUAUUUCAGACAAAAUGUUCAUAUUCCUGAAGUACCUUCUCAGAAUCUGGGAAGGGUAGAUGAAUUUAAUAAUUCUUAUAUGACAUUUGUGUACACACCAGUUUCUGAUAUAACCCAGCAAAUAAUUAAUAAAACAGCAUCUGCUCCCUUUUUGAAAGGAAUAAAAUUCAUUGGGGUACCAGAUAAAAAUUCCAUGGAAACAGUAAUUGAAGAAGAUGCCUUGUUCAUUGUGGCAAUCAUUUUUGAAGACAUUUUCUCUUAUAAGCUAAAGUUUCGUCAGGGACUUGAAAUUCCUUAUCUGAGAGAAGAAGAUUUCUCAGCUUAUUGCUGGGAAAGUUUCUAUGAUUUUUCAUGUACACAGAGUCACUAUUGGAGCAGAGGAUUUGUGAGUUUACAAUCUGCCAUUAAUGCUGCUAUUAUUGAAAUCACAACAAAUCACUCUGUGAUGGCGGAGUUAAUGUCAGUUACUGGUAUAAACAUGAAGAUACUACCUUUUAUUUCUAAAGAUAUAUUUCAAAAUGAGUCGUUUAUUUUCUUCUGCUUGGUUUAUUUCUCCUCUUUCAUAUAUUUUGCAUCGCUCAAUGUUACAAAAGAAAGAAAAAAGUUUAAGGAUUUAAUGAAAAUGAUGGGCCUACAAGACUCAGCAUUCUGGCUCUCCUGGGGUUUAAUCUAUGUUGGCUUCCUCUUCAUUUUCUCCAUGUUAAUUACAAUUGUCAUAACAUCUCAACAAAUCAUAGUCAUGACGGGCUUCAUGACAAUAUUCACGCUCUUUUUUCUAUAUGGCUUGUCUUUGAUAGCGUUAGUGUUCCUGAUGAGCGUGCUGCUGAAGAAAAGUUCCCUCACCAGUUUAGUUGUGGUUCUCCUGACGCUCUUUUGGGGGUCUGUGGGGUUGACGGUAUUACACAAGCAACUUCCAUCAUCGCUGGAGUGGAUUCUGAGUAUCUGUAGUCCCUUUGCCUUCGUUGCUGGGAUGGCUCGGAUCAUCCAUGUGGAUUAUAACAUGAAUGAAGCAAUGUCUCCCGAUUCUUCUGGAGACUCAUAUAUAAUGAUGGGAACUUUCUCAAUGCUGGCUUUUGAUGGUCUUUUCUACUUGGUACUGACAUUAUACUUCGACAGAAUCUUACCCUAUGGAAAGGAGCGCCGCUAUUCGCUAUCAUUUUUCCUGAGAUCAUGGAAUUGCUUCCAAUACCAAAGCACUAAUAAUAAGUUCACUGAGAAAGAAACAGAUUCUGAGCCCACCAUUAAUGAUUAUUUUGAACCAGUAGCUCCAGAAUUCCAAGGAAAAGAAGCCAUCAGAAUCAGAAAUCUUAAAAAAGAAUAUAAAGGAAGGUCUGGAAAAGUGGAAGCAUUGAAAGGCAUAUUCUUUGACAUAUAUGAAGGUCAGAUCACAGCAAUUCUGGGUCACAGUAGAGCUGGCAAGUCUUCACUCCUAAACAUUCUUAAUGGAUUGUCUGUCCCAACAGAAGGAUCAGUUACCAUCUAUAAUAGAAACCUCUCUGAAAUGCAAGAACUGGAAGAAAUCCAAGAGAUCAUUGGAGUUUGUCCUCAAGUCAAUGUUCAGUUUGAUAUACUUACUGUGAAGGAAAAUCUCAGGCUGUUUGCAAAAAUAAAAGGAAUACAAGCACAGGAAGUAGAGAAAGAGGUGCAGAGCAUUUUAUUGGAAUUGAACAUGCAAAACAUCCAGGAUAACCUUGCUCAACAUUUAAGCGAAGGACAGAAGAGAAAGUUGACCUUCGGGAUUGCCGUUUUAGGAGACCCUCGGGUUUUGCUGUUAGAUGAACCAACUGCUGGGUUAGAUCCCUUUUCCAGGCAUGAAGUGUGGGACUUCCUGAAGGAACGCAAAUCAGACCGCGUGAUCCUCUUGAGUACAAGUUUCACCGAUGAAGCUGACAUUCUGGCUGACAGAAAAGUGAUCAUGUCCGAUGGGAGACUGAAAUGUGCGGGCUCUUCGCUCUUUUUGAAGAGAAAAUGGGGUCUUGGAUAUCACUUAAGUUUGUACAGAAAUGAAACAUGUGAUCCAGAAAAGAUAACAUCCUUCAUUAAACAUCACAUCCCUGAUGCUACAUUAAAAACAGAAAGCAAAGACAAGCUUGUGUACACAUUACCUUUGCAAAGGACCAGUGUGUUUCCAGAUCUUUUCAGUGACCUAGAUAGAUGCUCUGACCAAGGGGUGGUGAAUUAUGAUGUUUCCAUGUCAACUCUAAAUGAAGUCUUGAUGAAACUGGAAGGGCAAUCAGCUGUGACGCAAGAUUUUGAACAAGCAGAGGUGACAGGAGAUCCUGGAAGUCUACAAGAAAUGGAGCUGGCGUGCUCUUCUCUCUCUUCAAUGCAGAAGACUAGUAGUGACAUGGCUCUCUGGAGACAGCAAGUCUGUGCAAUUGCAUGGCUCCGUUUCUUAAAGCUAAAACGUGGAAAGAGAACACUUCUAACCCUACUAGUGGUACUUGGAAUAGCAAUGCUGCCUUUGAUUGUGGAAACGAUAGUUCACAUCAUGUUAAGUGAAAAUGGCAAUUUGGAAUUUAAACCUGAGUUGUAUUUCCUGUCUCCUGGACAACUUCCCAAGGAGCCCCAUACCAGCUUACUGGUCAUCAACAACACAGAAUCAAAUAUUGAAGAUUUUAUACACUCACUGAAACAUCAAAACAUAGUUUUGGAAGUAGAUAGCUUUCAAAAUAGGAAUGGCACUGAAGACGUCUCAUACAAUGGCGCUAUCAUAGUUUCGGGUAAACAGAAGGAUUAUAGAUUUUCAGUGGUGUGCAAUACCAAGAGGCUUCACUGCUUUCCUCUGCUUAUUAAUAUCGUCAGCAAUGGGCUACUUGGAAUGUUUAAUCUUACAAAAUACAUCCGAAUCGAAAGGGCGCCUUACCCCGGAAAGUAUUUAUCAGUGGUGACUGAGCUGCCAGAGGGAUCAAUAUUCUUGUUUUUUAUUGUGUGCAGCAUUGUCCCGCACAUUGCCAUGAGCAGCGUCAGCGAUUACAAAAAUAAAGCUCAUUCCCAGCUAUGGAUUUCGGGCCUUUAUCCUUCUGCUUAUUGGUUGGGACAAGCACUGGUAGACAUUAACCUCUACAGUUUGAUUCUCUUUUCAACGUAUCUAUUUUAUUACACAACUGACAAAUUAAGCUUUCAUGCAACAAGUCGAAUUGUGUUUGCUAUGAUUGUGACGACACUUGGUUAUGCUGCUUCUAUUGUCUUCCUGACUUAUGUGAUAUCAUUUAUUUUUCACAAGAGGAGAAAAAAUAACACCCUCUGGUCAUUUUGUUAUUAUCUGAUCAUGAUCAUCGUAUUUGACAUCAUUUUCCGAGUGUACACCAUUAUACCAUUCCUGAUUUUCUGUAUGACAUUAGUGCCCCAAAUUAACCUGGGUGGAUUUGUAAUGUUUUUAACAGAGCGGUUCUUUCAGCAUUACCUUACAUCUAAAAAUUUGGAUUACGACAUGGAUGACGUUGAUCUUCUACUCUGCUUAAUUCCUUACUUUCAAGUUAUGUUUUUCCUGUUUGUUCUAAGAUGCCUGGAAAUGAAGUAUGGAAAGAAAAUCAUACGAAAAGACCCUGUUUUCAGAAUUUCUCCCCAAAGUAGAGAUAGUCAACCAAAUCCCGAGGAACCUCUGGAUGAAGAUGAAGACGUUCAAGCAGAAAGAAUAAGAGCAGCAAAUGCCUUGACUAGUUCAAAUAUUGAUGAGAAACCUGUCAUCAUUGCCAGCUGUCUACACAAAGAAUAUGCAGGCAAGAAGAAACGGUGCUUUUCCAAGAGAAAGAAGAAAAUAGCUGCAAGAAAUAUCUCUUUUUGUGUUCAUGAAGGUGAAAUUCUGGGAUUGCUAGGACCCAAUGGUGCUGGUAAAAGUUCAUCUAUUAAAAUGAUAGCAGGAAUCACAAGGCCAACAGCUGGAAAGGCGGAAUUAAAAGGAUUCAGUUCAGGUUGGGAUUACCAGGUAGACAACGAGGUCAAGUUUCUGGGGUACUGUCCUCAGAAGAACGCGCUGUGGUCCACCCUCACGGUGAGGGAACACCUGGACUUGUAUGCAGCUGUGAAAGGGCUGAGGAAAGACGAUGCCAAGGCUGCCAUUACACGAUUAGUGGAUGCUUUCCGACUGCAGAAGAUGCUGAAUGUGCCAGUGUGGAAAUUAACAGCAGGCACCAGUAGAAUGUUAUGCUUUGUGCUGAGCCUCCUGGGAAACUCACCUGUGAUGCUUUUGGAUGAACCAUCUAUAGGCCUGGAUCCCACCAGGCAGCAACAACUGUGGCAGGCAAUCCAGACUUCUGUUAAAAACUCCAAAAAGGGGGCUCUCCUGAUCACACAUUACCUGGAUGAGGCUGAGGCUGUAUGUGACCGUGUGGCUAUCAUGGUAUCUGGGAGUCUCAGAUGCAUUGGCCCCAUCCAACACCUGAAGAGGAAGUAUGGCAAGGAUUAUAUUCUAGAACUCAAACUGAAGGAAACUUCUGUAGGGACUCUGGUACACAUGGAGAUUCUGAAACUUUUCCCGCAGGCUGUACGGCAAGAAAGGUCCUCCUCUUUCUUGUCCUAUAAACUACCUGUGGCAGAUGUUCAUCCACUAUCUCAAGCAUUUUACAGAUUAGAGGAAGUGAGACAUAACUUUAAUGUGGAAGAAUACAACCUCUCUCUGUGUACACUAGAUCAGGUAUUACUGGAACUUUCUAAAGAGCAGGAGCUAGCAGACUCUGAUGAAGAAGUUCAUACAUCCAUGAGAUGGAAACUUCUCUCUUAUUCUGAUGACCCUUAA